This is a messenger RNA of Larimichthys crocea (large yellow croaker), 934 nucleotides long. RefSeq names its product vesicle transport protein GOT1A-like. The transcript is spliced from 5 exons. Gene Ontology annotation, cellular component: membrane; endoplasmic reticulum. The record is from RefSeq and is a predicted model, not a curated record. Gene Ontology annotation, biological process: retrograde transport, endosome to Golgi; endoplasmic reticulum to Golgi vesicle-mediated transport. NCBI's taxonomy places the organism in Eukaryota, Metazoa, Chordata, Actinopteri, Sciaenidae. The coding region runs from base 423 to 770 and encodes 115 amino acids.
GGGACGACGGGGCCAGAGUCACGCACACUCAAAUUUUCUUUAGAAAUUUUUCUAGUUGUCUCUAAUAUACUUCAGUCUGUUGAAACAUCAUCAUUUCAUCAUGUACAAUGUUCUUUUGGUUAAUGUGGACAUUAGGAAGAAUCAGAUAAGUAUGUGAUCAUUCACAACAAAACCAUAAUGUCAUACUUUUUUUUACACCUGCCACUAACUUGGUCAGAAGUGUUUACUCUGAAGAGCAAAGUGAUUCUUUAUUACAGUUUUGAUGCACUUAUAUGUUGCAUGGUGGUUUUGGUAUUUUUAUUAAAUUUGUUGCUUUACUUUACUUUAAAGCACAGCUCCACAUACUACAGUGUUUGUGACAUCUCGGACUGGAUUACACUUUGGGGCAGCUCGCUUUGGACUUUGAAAUUGGCAUUGGUCUGAUGGGAUUCGGCUCAUUUUUCCUGUUCUUUGGUGUGUUGUUGUACUUUGACUCUGUCUUGCUGGCCUUUGGGAAUAUCCUGUUUCUAAAUGGUUUGACAUUCAUUAUCGGCUUCAAGAGGACAGCUCACUUCUUCUUCCAAAGACACAAGUUUAGAGGUUCCUUCUUUUUCCUGGGAGGUGUGUCUCUGGUGCUGUGCCGAUGGCCAAUAAUUGGACUACUGGUGGAGAGCUACGGCUUUGUGCUUUUAUUCAGGUCAUUCUUCCCAAUGGCCUUGGGAUUUGUGCUAUCAGCUGUGAAUAUCCCUUUCCUCAAUGCAUUUAUCUCCAGCAGCACUUCCAUGGUCUGAGCAGAAGCACAACAGUGAAGGAAUGCUGGCAGAGGUGGAAAACUGGUCUGAAAACUGCUUGAUAACUUAACUCUUUUUGUCAUUUACUUUGUAAAUGGACUGUACUUAUAUAGUGCCUUUCUAGUCUUCUGAACACUCAAAGCAUCUUUACACUACAUAUCUCA